Molecule: messenger RNA, 2109 nt
Organism: Puntigrus tetrazona (Sumatra barb)
Lineage: Eukaryota; Metazoa; Chordata; Actinopteri; Cypriniformes; Cyprinidae
Gene: tecrl2a
Product: trans-2,3-enoyl-CoA reductase-like 2a
Exons: 13
Coding region: 84-1019 (311 amino acids)
Biological process (GO): very long-chain fatty acid biosynthetic process
Molecular function (GO): oxidoreductase activity, acting on the CH-CH group of donors
Source: RefSeq, a predicted model, not a curated record
UAACACUGGCAUUACCACAGGAAAGGACGGAGCAGCCUGUCCAACUCUGGGGGACCUAUAUUACGUCAGACGAGGGCCCCGGAAUGAGCAGAACAAUAUUUUUUGAGGUCGAAAUUCUGGACUCAAAAACCAAAGAACAGCUCUGUUUUCUUGACAAGGUUGAACCCCAUUCAAGCGUAGGUGAAAUUAAGAGUUUGUUUCAUAAGUCAUAUCCCAAAUGGUAUCCAGCUAGACAAGACCUGAGGCUGGACCCCAAAGGUAAAGCACUGAGAGAUGAUGAUGUGCUACAGAAUCUGCCUGUUGGGACCUCAGCGACCUUGUAUUUCAGAGAUCUUGGCCCACAGCUGGGAUGGACGAUGGUUUUUCUCGCAGAGUACAUGGGUCCCCUUCUGAUAUAUCUCCUCUUCUAUGCCCGCGUCCCGUACAUCUAUAACCACAAAUACACCUUCACCUCCAGCUCUCAUCAUGUGGUCAAUCUGGCUUGUGCUUGUCACUCUUUCCACUAUAUCAAGAGGCUUUUUGAAACAAUCUUUGUGCAUCGAUUUUCUAAUGGCACAAUGCCUCUCAGAGCCAUUAUAAGGAAUUGUGCUUAUUACUGGGGUUUUGCAGCUUGGCUUGCAUACUACAUUAACCAUCCUCUCUACACACCACCAUCAUAUGGAGAAACACAAGUCAACUAUGCACUAAUUAUCUUUGUGAUAUGUGAGGCAGGAAAUUUUUCCAUUCACUGGUCACUGAACAGUUUAAAGUGUGAAGGUGCAAAAUGUUGGAGGUUCCCACAUCCAUCUAAAAACCCUUUUACGUGGCUCUUUUACUUUGUAUCAUGUCCCAACUACACAUAUGAGGUGGGUGUUUGGGUAGGCCUGUCCAUCAUGACCCAAUGCGUGCCAGUGGCUCUCUUCACAUUUGUAGGCUUUGUUCAAAUGACCAUCUGGGCCAAAGGAAAACACAAAACUUACACCCAAGAGUUUAAGGACUAUCCAAAUCUACGCAUGUCAAUCCUCCCUUUCGUCCUCUGAUAUUCAUAUAAACCAAUUUCAGGUCAAAAUCCAGAGAUAUUAUGAUUUCAGCGGAGGGAAGUAGGACACAUCUGAACAGCUGCAUGUAAAUGAGGCUGAUUUAUGACACCCUCUGAGAAGGAUUAUAACAUUAAAUCCGCUUUUCAACAAUAUCUGACGGUUAUCAUGCAAGAUGAUGUUGAACAUUGUUGUAUGUACAAUGGUAUGCCACUUGGGAAUUUAAAUAAGCAGAUUUGUAGGAAUUUGUGUUGACGACAUAUUUUUGUUGCUUAAUUCAUUUCCACAACUACCCAUGUGCAAAAACCUCUGAAAUCCAACUACUUCAGUAUGAGUACUUCAGCAGAGUUUUUCUUAAACAGAGGAAGACACUGAGCUACAUUCAAAUUUUAGGGUCAAAUAAAAAUAAUUUUAUUUAUUUGUUAAUUUUUAAUCUAAUUGUCUGGUUCAAUUGGUUAUAAAAUCUAGCAUUUAAUAAAUAUUUCUACACUGUAUUGCUAAUAUUAUCGUAUUCGUUCUUGACAAGGUGGACAGUGAGCAAUAAAAUUUUAAUAGUAUUAUUUUUACAAGAAAGAAAGAACAAAAAAAAUCAACUUUGUACAAUUCCUUGCUACAAGCAAUUUCUAGUCAGCAAAUUAAAAAACUGAACAAACAUGUAACAUUUUGUUAAUUACAACAUUUGUUUGCUUAAUAUUUUCUAACUUGGCAAGAAUUAUUAAAGCCGUGACUUGCAAUGCAUCACAAUGCAAUAUGCAUUUCAAUAGCAAUAGCCUUUGCAAUAAUAUCUAUUGCAUCAUUUGAUUUGUUUUUAAGACAAAAUUCUUUGUAAAAAAAAGUGGCAUUGACAUAAUAAAGUGCUACAGUAUUCAUAAGACUACCUCAGUCCAGUUCUGUCUGUAUUUUGUUGUGGUUUGGUUGCAUUUCUAUAAAAAAAAAGGCCAAGCAAAAGAGGUGUGCAAAGCCGUUACUGCAUAAAUGCACAGAAGUCUCAAAAUGAGUGUUCUGUAAAGAAGAAAAAAUCAUCUGCUCUUCCUUUAUGACUCUUUUGAGUGCCCUGCCGGAUGACUCCAAUUGACCUGCUCAAAUGACCCUC